AUGCAUCGCCUACGAGCCACAGUUUCGGCUGCUCUUCUCUCUUCUACGGCCCUCGCUGUUCCAUAUGCCGAGUACAUCCUUGCACCCUCCCAGCGUGAUCUUGCUCCUGUAACCGUCCAUCGAGCCAAUGGUACAGUCAUCAACGCUGCCGGCGUUACAAGUUCUGGAACCGGAGGCACAACUUUCAACAGUGUCUCAGCUGUCACAUACGACUACUCCAAGAAUAUCGGUGGCUUAGUGUCCUUCGCCGUCAGCUCUUCAUCCGACAGUGAUCAAUACAUCGGCAUCUCGUUCACAGAGUCAUCUGUGUGGAUCUCGCCUCAUGGGUCAGAUGCCACACAAAACAUAGGUAUCGACGAGACAUUAUGGUUCAAGAUCACCGGACCAGGGAACUAUUCUGUUGCACCUCUGCACGACCGUGGUGGAUUCAGAUACCUGAAUGUCUAUCACAACACCACCGGAAAUGUCACCCUCAGUCACCUGCAGACAUACUUCACUGCCAUGCCUCAUUUCCCCGAUGAUGGUAUCGGAAAGUAUACAGGCUACUUUCAUAGCAAUGACGAGAAGCUGAAUCGAGUCUGGUAUGCCGGUGCCUACACUGAUCAACUAUGCACCAUUCCUUCAACAGCUGGCAACUCUUUGGUCGACCUUGACGCCACAGACCCAGAUAUACCGACCGUAUGGUGGUCUAAUAGCACUCUGACCAACGGCACCUCCGCAUUCACUGAUGGUCCCAAGCGCGACAAGUUGGUUUGGCCGGGAGACUUUGCUAUCUCUGUUCCCGGCGUGUUUCUCUCCACGGACGAUGCAAUCACUGUGAAGCUGUCUCUCCAACAACUAUUUGCAAGUCAAAAUACCACCACCGGAGCACUACCUUGGUUCGCUCAACCAAUCUACACGUUUCCUGAGAACAGUUUCAUCUCGUUCGGAAAAGAAGUCUUCAGUUUCAAUUACCAUCUGUUUACACUUCUGGGGCUGAACAACUACUGGAUCUACACUGGGGAUGACGAGUAUCUGCAAAACAACUGGAACAGAUUCAAGCUUGCUCUGAACUACAGUCUGAGUUUCGUGGACGAAACUGGGCUGGCCAACGUCACUUCGAGUUUCGACUGGUUGAGAGAAGGUAUGGGUGGUCAUAAUAUCGAGGCGAACAGUAUUCUCAAACACACUUUGGAUGUAGCAGUCACACUCGCGUACGCUGUCAAUGACACUGCUCACGUUGCCACCUGGACCAAUGCAUCCACAGCCAUUGCCACGGCCGCGAACACUCUCCUCUGGGAUUCUACAGCUUCUCUCUACAAGGACAACGAGACCGCCACUCUACACCCUCAAGACGGCAACGUAUGGUCCAUAAUCUCGGGUCUUGCCACUGCUAAUCGAAGCACUGCUGUCUCCUCCGCACUCGCCGCACGCUGGGGUCCCUACGGUGCUCCAGCCCCUGAAGCAGGCACCACAGUCUCACCUUUCAUCACUGGCUUCGAACUCCAAGCCCAUUUCCUCGCCGGUGCACCUCAACGCGCCAUCGAUCUCAUGCGCUUCAUGUGGGCGGACUUCAUGCUCGAUGAUCCUCGCAUGACGAACAGCACUUACAUCGAAGGCUACGAUACCAGUGGUGCAUUGCACUAUCCUGCCUAUGAAGACGAUGCGCGAAUCUCGCACUCUCAUGGCUGGAGUUCUGGACCUGUAUUGGCUUUGUCGACGUUUGCGGCUGGUUUGCAUGUGUUGAACAAAACGAGCUGGGUAGCGCAUCCUCAACCCGGUAAUCUUACGCAUGUGGAAGCUGGGUUCAAGGUCGGGCAUGGAAGCUAUGCUGCCAAUUACUCUGUUGUUGCCAAGAGCGCUAGAUAUAUCUUCUCCACACCAUCAGGCACAAAGGGAAGUCUUGUUCUCGACACUCCUAGUUGUGAUGGUAACGUCAGCAUUACAGGCAAUAUUGGCAGUCUUGGUGGCAAAAAAUCAUUCAAAUGGAGCAAGCAGAUCAAUAGCCAUGGAAGUUCGUCUAAGCCUUGGAACUGCGGUGUUUGGGGCCCGACCCCAUCUUCGCGAUCCCUCAGUGCUGAGGGUACAAUCACAAUAGACGGUCUGACUGGAGGCAAUUAUACCGUUGAGGUUACAUGUAUGUAA
Messenger RNA from Aureobasidium namibiae CBS 147.97, 2124 nucleotides. RefSeq names its product alpha-L-rhamnosidase. The transcript is spliced from 3 exons. Lineage: Eukaryota; Fungi; Ascomycota; Dothideomycetes; Dothideales; Saccotheciaceae. Bases 1 to 2124 code for a protein of 707 amino acids. The record is from RefSeq and is a predicted model, not a curated record. Gene Ontology annotation, biological process: carbohydrate metabolic process.